AAGACACACACAAUAGAAAGUUACAAUUAUUAUAAUGGAAAACUCUUCCAACAACAGUUCUCCUCAACACAGUCCCUCUGAAGGAGAAACAAUGUUGAAAACACCUGAAACAGUUCUAGCUGAAUUAAGUGGUGGUGAUGAUGGUGCUAGUGACAGUGACAUUGAAGAAGGAGAAGUUUUCAAAAAGAGAAAGAACACUCAAGUGAAAAACCCUCCAUCUGGAAAACCAAUUUGUCCUGAAUGCAAAAAAGAGUUUUCCACGUGGAAGGCUGCGUUUGGUCACAUGCGCAAACACCCCGAACGCACUCAUCGCGGUUUUUUUCCUCCUCCCACUUUUAAAUCUAAUUAUUCCUCAACCAACAUUGCACCCGAGGGCGAUGGUGAUAAUUUAAGUGAAGGUGUGACAUCAAUUGUUCGAGAGCUUUUGUUUGAUUUGAAUAGAUCUAUUUAUGAAACAGAAGCUGGAUCCUCUACUAAUGCUGCACCUACUGAAAAUCAAGAGGGGAAGAAGACAAAGGGUUUCGAUUUAAAUGAGUUGCCAUCCUCAGAAGACGAUGAAACACAAGACAAUUAAACAUAUACUAAUAUGUCAUGUUGCAGCUUCAUCUUUUUAUGUUUCUUUCAUGUUUCGUUUGUUGCUUUCGUCUUGUUUAUGGAUUUUGAUUUAGUUUCGUUUCGGUGAACUUUAAUUUGUUAUCGA
Cicer arietinum (chickpea) is the source of this 700-nucleotide messenger RNA. The record is from RefSeq and is a predicted model, not a curated record. Lineage: Eukaryota; Viridiplantae; Streptophyta; Magnoliopsida; Fabales; Fabaceae.